GAGAGAGAGAGGAGAGAGAGAGAGAGGAGAGAGGAGAGAGAGAGAGAGAGAGAGAGAGCGCACCAAGUCACCAGGAUAGGCUCCAUCAUACACACUGUAGGUUUUCGUGCCACACGGAGACUCUAGUUUCCAAAUAAAUAAAUAAAUAAACAAACAAACAAAAUAAUGGAUGGGACAAAGCCGGCCAUGGAGUCGAACGCAGAGGAGACUCCAGAUGAGGGACAGGAGAGCAAAGGAUGUUUCGAGUGCUGCAUCAAGUGUCUGGGCGGUGUGCCCUAUGCAUCCCUGGUGGCUACAAUCCUCUGCUUCUCAGGCGUGGCUCUUUUCUGCGGAUGUGGCCAUGUGGCGCUGACCGGCACCUUGGCCAUGUUGGAGAACCACUUCUCCACUGUCACCAGCGAUCACACCACCCUCACCAUGGUGAUCCAGAUCUUUCAGUACAUCAUCUAUGGCAUUGCAUCUUUCUUUUUCGUCUAUGCCAUCAUCCUGCUGGCUGAGGGCUUUUACACCACCAGUGCCAUCAAGAAGGAACUGCAGAGUGACUUCAAGACCACUGUGUGCGGGCGCUGCAUCACCGCCUUCUUCAUGUUCCUGACCUACAUCCUCACCCUGGCCUUCCUCGCCAUCUUUGGCUUCACGGCGAUCCCCGUUUUCCUCUUCUUCAACAUGUGGAACACCUGUGCCGCCAUGAAGUCUCCCGAUUCCAACAUCACCUCGCCUGAAUCUGUGUGUGUGGACGUGAGGCAGUACGGUGUUAUUCCAUGGAACGCUACACCAGGAAAAGCCUGUGGAUCCACUCUGGGAGACAUCUGUAACACCAACGAGUUCUACCUGUCCUACCAUCUCUAUAUUGUUGCGUUAGCCGGUGCUGGCGCCACCGUCAUUGCAUUGAUCCACUACCUGAUGAUUCUGGCAGCUAACUGGGCCUACCUGAAAAAUGCCGUCUCCACGCAUGAGUACCAGGACAUCAAGACCAAGGACGACCAGGAUCUGGAGGCCGAGGCGCGCUCUAAGGAGGGCCAGAACUCCUCCUCUUACUCAUAAAGAUCAGCGAUGCUCUCCUGCUGCCAAACAUCUCCUCCCUUCACCUGAAACUCAACCUCACAACACCCAGAGCCCAUCCUGCCAACUCCCCCACCCCCACUUUGUUUUAAUUAACCACCAUGUUUGACAGCCCCCCCUUUUCACCUGCACCCACCCCCAACACCAGCCUCCUGGUUCUCCAUCCUCUUCCCUUCUGCAAAGUUCUCCUAGCACCAGAAGGGAAGAGAAUCGAGGAUCUGGAGGAACCAGCAGCCCAGAAGGAGGCAGAUGCUUCCGAACAGGAACGCUCGCCUGCCGGGUCGAGCUCAGGUAACGGUACAUCGGUUCAGAAGUGUCUCCUCCCCGUCUCGUGCGUUUCUUGGGCGGCAGCUCGUGACGGUGGCCCGGCUGUGAUGGCCUCGCGCCCUGAGAAAGGCACAGCUCAACACUCAGCUCCUAACAGCCUAAAAACAAACAAAAAAAGAACAUUGUUCACGGUCUGUUUCAGUCACGGAGAAACGAGCCAGUGACCAACCACCCUCUGUUUUUUUUGGUUUUAUAUGCAUAUAUAUAUAUAUAUAUGAAUAUGAAUAUAUUGUGCGAAUGUGUACAAAUGUUUUUGUUUUUCUUUUAAUACUCUUUUAAAAGUAUGCCAGGUACUAUUACAAUCCUUAUGUUUGUGUAAAUCGCUUUUCCUGCUUUUCUUUCCAUUCUAAGUUUUCAUUGAUAAUGCUUGAUGUUAUUGCACUACUCAAAAAACAAAAGGGAGAUUGACAAACCCCUUAAAAACACAAUGCGCCACAGAAACGCCCAUUUUCACAACUUGGUUUUUCCAGGAUUAUUGUGAAUUUCCAUGAUUCCUUCACCAACAGUUACCUUGGAGACCAGAGGUGUAGAGAACGUGACAUCCACCAGCGGCAGGAGAAAUCAAAAACAAAUAUGGGCUACAAAUGUAAAAGAUGUACCUCAGGUAUCAAACCAAAUUCAGCCAGAUGUCUUCUCCCCCCCCCC
Messenger RNA from Thalassophryne amazonica, 2034 nucleotides. RefSeq names its product neuronal membrane glycoprotein M6-b-like. Gene Ontology annotation, molecular function: structural constituent of myelin sheath. Gene Ontology annotation, cellular component: myelin sheath; plasma membrane. Gene Ontology annotation, biological process: central nervous system myelination; axon development. The transcript is spliced from 7 exons. The coding region runs from base 166 to 1044 and encodes 292 amino acids. The record is from RefSeq and is a predicted model, not a curated record. Lineage: Eukaryota; Metazoa; Chordata; Actinopteri; Batrachoidiformes; Batrachoididae.